AUGAAGAUCCCGGCUCGAGUGGUGGACGGCCCCUCCGUCUGCAGCGCGGUGCUGUCAAAUUGCCGCUCAGCUACGACUUUGCCCAGGACUGGCAACGCAACGACGCCGAUAGUAUCGUCUAGACGCUUUGGUGUCCCUAGUGACGCGUAUCGAAAGCAUCCGAGUCGGAGGCAGCUUGGCGGUGGCUCCUUCUUCUGCUCGAGGACGUCUCACUGGCUCUACUCGACCUUUACCCCAAUCUCCGACCCCAGGACGUCUUCCUCGUCGCCCUCCCCACGUCGAGAUGCCGCGUACACGACGACGGCGGUGGCGAGAAAGCCGGUGCCCGACACUGCCGAACCCCGCGAUGAUUGCUCGCCGACUCAACAGCCGCAGCAGCACCGACAGCACGCAUCUCCUGUCCACGACAGGGGAGAGCUCCUGUCCUACGUCCCACUCGAAGGCCAGAGCUCCGUCGACGAGCACUUUGAUUUCUACAGAGACCCGUUCAGACGAGGGUAUGCACAACCUGACGGACCGAAGCUGCUGGUGUCGGAGAAGAGGCUCGAUGUCGAAUACCCGCCGCGGGAGGAUAUAUACGCCGGCAACGACAAGGUUCGGGCCAGCGUGGCCAGCCUCUGCAGCGCCAUCGGCCUCAAGAUGCGGCACCCGCACCGAUCGACGCUCGAGUCUGUUUACAAGCUGUACCUCGAGCUCCCGGAGCCACGCAUGCUUAACCUGACGGGCCAGUGGCGCAACCGGCUGCUGCGGAUCAUGGGCACGCCGCCGAGGCGGAACCUGCAGUCGAUGCUGCGGUACUUUGCCCUGGUGGCCGAUACCAAGAAUGCCGGGCUCACGCUCCGCCGCACGCAGUGGAACUACGCGCUGGCCUUCGCCACCAAGUACACGGCCCGGGCCGGGAUGCAGGAGGCGGACGCGGCGUUGCGCAUGUGGCGCGAGAUGGAGCGGGACGCCAAGAUCCCCGGCAACGACGUCACCUUCAACGUGCUCUUCGAUGUGGCGGCCAAGGCGGGCAACUUCACGCUGGCCGAGAUGCUGUACAACGAGAUGGACAACCGCGGGAUCGAGUUCAACCGCUUUCACCACGUCAGCCUCAUCUUCUUCUUCGGCCUGAAGCUGGACUCGUCCGGCAUCAGGGCGGCGUACCGCGAGAUGGUGGAGUCGGGCGAGAUGAUCGACACGGUGACCCUCAACUGCGUCAUCUCGGGCUUCCUGCGGUGCGGCGAGGAGGCGGCCGCCGAGGAGACGUACCGGCGGAUGAGGGGCGGCAACACGCCCACGGCCGACAUGCCGGAGCGCGACUACAUGACGGCCAAGGUGGUGACCAAGGUGCUCAUGAUGUUCUCCAAGGUCGGCAAGGACCACCCGCAGCUCAAGCAGUCGUUCCAGACAAACGUCCAGCUGGCCCCCGACCUGCGCACCUACCGUAUCCUCAUCGAGCACUACGCCGUCAAGCUCGGCGACCUGUCCACCGUGGCCCGGUACCUCGACGAGAUGAGGUUCCAGAGGAUCGCCGUGCAUCCGACGAUCUUCCUCGCCCUCUUCAAGGGCUUCUACGUCCACGGCGGCUUCCCCGGCUCGCAGUGGAGCACGUCGCGCCUCGAGGGCGUCCUCAAGGCCAUGCGCGAGGCACGCGACGGGAACGCUCGUGGCUUCCUCAUCGACCGCUGGCUCGUCAUCUGGGCCCUACGCGCCGUCGGCAAGUGCUCCACGCCCGACGCCGUCAUCGAGACGUUCGACGACCUCGCCAAGAGGUGGGACGUGGCCCCCUCGAGGGAGCCCUUCCUGCACGCCCUCCUGGACAACAUUGUCCGCGGCCGCGAUCUCAAGUCCAAGGACGCCAAUGACAAUGGCACCCUGCACCGUGGGUACAACGCACCCAACAAGCGACCUGCAUCAUCGGAAUAUAAGAUACCAUACUAG
Molecule: messenger RNA, 1923 nt
Organism: Geosmithia morbida
Lineage: Eukaryota; Fungi; Ascomycota; Sordariomycetes; Hypocreales; Bionectriaceae
Product: PPR repeat
Exons: 1
Coding region: 1-1923 (640 amino acids)
Molecular function (GO): protein binding
Source: RefSeq, a predicted model, not a curated record